AUGCAGGCCCUGUUAGUUAUUUUGGGCGUGAUAGGAGCUGUUGCCUUAGCUCUCUUGCUAGUUUGGAGAGUUUUAGCAACGAUACAGGUGAGAUUAUCGUCAGUUGGGCUCUCGUUAAAAGUUUAACCGGUAGCAAUCGGCGUGAAACGACUGUCUUCUGUCAACAGCUGAUCUCCUAUGAUUAUUUUUCACAAGUUUGGUAAUCACUUCGGUCCUUUUCAGAAAAAAUUGUUACCGCUCGUCAACUAAUCAUUCAGAUCAAAAUUAAUCGAUAUUCGUCGGACUGAAUACAUCAUUAGCAAUUACUCCGCUGAUUACUCAAUAAAUUUCCAAUCCACAAGUCUUAAAUUAUCCCUGAGACUACAGCAUUUCUCCUAAGCACAGAAUAAAGAGAAGAAGAACUGUCUUCCUUCAGAUAUCUAGCUCAGCAAUGUUUAACGAGUUAAGUAUUCUUAUUCCAUCCGCUCGGAUAUUGACAAGGCCGUCAACUCUCGUUCAAACAAGGUCUUACCGGAGGAUCCAGAGAUCGACCCAGAAAAAGCACUGCUUGCUUUCCAUCCUCUCAGUGAGGACGAAGUCCUGAAGCUUGUUCGACAAUCUGCAAAAAAAUCUUGUCCACUUGAUCGAGCUCCAACGUCGCUUGUGGUUUCCUGUCUCGAUGUUCUACUUCCGGUCAUUACGCGCAUAAUUAACUGUUCCCUUACAUCUGGGGAAUUUCCUGAUUGCUGGAAGGAGGCGUUAGUUUCCCCUUUGCUCAAAAAGUCUGGCGUGCUCUCAGAGUUUGCAAACUUAAGACCUGUGUCUAAUUUAUUUGCAGUACGUUUCAAAAUUAAAGGAACGUGCCUUCUUCGAUCAAACGCAUCCGCAUUUGACAUCACAUGGCUUAUACCCUCCAUUCCAGUCAGCGUACCGUAAGUGUCAUAGCGCUGAGACUGCACUUUUAAAAGUGCAAAAUGACAUCCUAAUGAACUUGGAUUCUCAACGUGUUACCCUUCUUGUGUUACUGGAUUUGAGUGCUGCGUUUGGCACAGUUGACCAUGGAUGAUGCCAUGCAAACCCUUGUUCACUCCAUUGUUAUAGGCUGCUUAGAUUAGUAUGUGUAAUCAAAUGGUGACGAGUGAAAUUAGAGAAUAAUUUCACGCGCGUUUUGUCCAAAUCCUUAUAAUUUCCCGAGCCUAAAGGCUCGGGAAAUUAUUAGGAUUUGGACAAAACGCAAGUGAAAUUAUUCCGUAAUUUCACGACUAUACCAUUUGAUUACCUAUUAAUAUCAUGGGUAACGAAUUACGUUAGCAAUCGAGGAUUUUUGACUUAUUAAUCGGAUCGUAUCGAUCGAUCGUGAACUCCACUCUCUCAAACGUUUAGAGCUGAAAUUUGGCUUAAGUUUUCAGAAUUUUUCGACAACAUACCUCUAAGAAUCCUUCUUGAUGUGCUCUUUCGUGUGCUCAGGUUUUCUAAAGUGUCUUUUUAUGCCAUGACAUCUUCAAUCACGACAUUUUAAAACUUCGUCGCCAUCUUGACACUGAGACGUACGGCAGGUUGCCAUGGCAAUUUAGUAAUUUCACAUGUGAAAUUACAAAUUAACGCUGAAAUUUCGCACCAAAAUUAAGGAGUAAUUCGUCACCUAUGAUAUUACUGCAAUAGUCUUCUUUAUAAAGUUCCCGCGGUACACAUGAGUAAGUUACAACGCAUUCAAAAUAGUGCUGCCCGGCUCGUAUGCUCAACUCCGAGGUUUAAUCAUAUUACACCCGUCUUAUUUUCUUUUCAUUGGCUACCCGUUGCCUAGUAUCGAGUUUAAAAUCUUAGUUUUAACGUUUAAAGCAAUAUAUCAACUUGCGCCGUCCUAUAUCUGCAAUCUAGUUCGAUUAAAGGAGAAAUAUAAAUACCAGCUUCGAUUUUCUGAAGAGCUACUAUUGCAGUUGCUCAUGGGAAAAACAAAGAAAACUCUGGGUGACAGAUCAUUCCAAAUAGCUGCCCCUGCAGUAUAGAACAGUCUGCCUGCAAGUGUCAGAGACAUCGAUAACUUUUUGGUUUUUUAAACGAACAAUAAAGACUUACUUAUUUAGGAAGGCUUUUGUCUGUUAUAGUUAGAUUGAUAAAUUUUAGAUUUUAAAUUUUAGAUAUUCUUAACUAUACUUUAUUGUAAUUAUUACAGAGAGUUAUAGUUGUAAGGCGCAUUUGAUCAUAUUCAGAUGUUAAUUUGCGCCUAACUAGAAAUAAAUUAUUAUUAUUAUUAUUAUUAGUAUAUUUGCUUAGGAUAAACCGUGCUCCUAAAUGAGUUGGUUAAAUGAAUUGGUGACCGUAAAAGAGAAUAUAAAGAUGGAAUUUAUAGCGUUAGCCCUUGGUCAAAGUAAAUCCGUCAGCUUUAGAAUCUCCUUACAGAGGCCAAUUCACGCUAUCAACUCGGAUAAUAAAAACAAACUAUCCCACCACUUUGCGGAUAAAGUGGUUUGCAAUGUUCAAGACGGAAAACUUCAAAGUGAUGAACCCUUCGAUUAAGCUCAUAAAUUCUUCAGUAGUGGUUAAUUGUUACAAUAACCUCACUUUCUCUCUUCAUGGUUUAAAUUUGCAAGUUACAUUCCUAUCUUCAGGCCCGGCGAGCAUUUGCCAAAUUAGAAAAGGAACAACAGAAUGCAAAAUGUGUUGUGGUAUGUCUUCAUAACACAUUGUGAACUUUCUCAUAACAUUUGUUGCUUUUUUUAAAAAAGAGAUCAUCUUAUUUUCGUGAUGACGUCGAUGACGUGUUCGUUUUGGUUUGCCGUUAAUUUAUUGAAUAAUCUUCAGGCUAUAGUCAGUAAGUCACUCAGUGAUUCCAUGAUCAGUGAGUGAAUGAGUGAGUCAGUCAGUGAGUCAGUCAGUCAGUCAGUCCGUAGUCAAUCAGUCGAUUAGUCGAUCCGCCAGCCAGUCAGUCACUCCACAGUCAGUCAGUCGUUGAGUCAGUCACUCACUAAGUCAGUCAGUCAGUUAGCCAGUCAAUCAGUCAGUCAGUCAGUUAUUUAAGCAGACAUAAGACGAUCAGGCGGUCAAUCUAGCAGUUAGUCAAUCAGACAAUUAGUGAGUCAGUCAACCAUUAAAGCAAUUAGUCCUUUAGUCAGUCAUAUUAGUACUGUAGCCAUAUCCAACGACCUUUAUGAAUCCUAUGUACGGAGUGAAAACAUGA
Porites evermanni is the source of this 3157-nucleotide messenger RNA. The record is from the annotation of a GenBank genome assembly. NCBI's taxonomy places the organism in Eukaryota, Metazoa, Cnidaria, Anthozoa, Scleractinia, Poritidae.